GCCGAAAUGGUCUUAAAUAGGGAGGUAAUUUGGAAUCUUUUUUUGGUGAUGGCGUAAGCAGAGGUGUGAGAGAUAUGAAAGAAAUGAUGGGUAAUUGGACUGUUUGGGCAAAAGUACAUCCCGGUUAAACAAUCCCCUAUGGGAUGUGGAUCGAGCCGUCGACUUCGAGCGGUCACCCCGGUCCCACGCCCCUCCAAGGACAUGGUUGGCCCCGUAGCCGCCUGGGUGUCACACCCGUCACGGAAGCACUCUCUGCCUCUGUCCGCGAACGCGUCCGCCCAGACGGACGGACGCUCGCGGACGUCGGACACGGACGUACAGACGGACGUUGAGCGGACGCCAAUCAUGGGAUGGGACACAAGGGACGUGGAGACGCAGACGCCGAUCGGAUACUUCUUGCAUCCCAUACCGGACGGCUUCAACGACAGCCUGGACCGUAUCCUUGCCAAGGCGGACCAGUUCCUGCUCAUGCCGGACAAAUACGGCGGAGACCGGACCGUGCCGGACUACGGCGGGGCGGUGCGCGAAUACGACGUCGACCGCGACACCGUGGAGGCGUCCGUCCAGACGACGUGCGAACGGUCGGACGAGUCCACCCAGACGGAUCCGAUCCGCGGGUUCUUCGGCCUGGAGGCGAAUCUGCUGGAGGACGGAAGUUUCGAUCCGUUUUCCGAAGAGGAGAAGAGGAAUGAGGAAGACAAGAUAUUGGAAACAGCUUCCGAAAUGCUGUCCAUGGAAUCUCAGACAGAACCUGUCAGCAAAGCAAAAGCAGCAAACACAGCUGACAGCGAAGCCGCAGGCGUCUUAUACAUGACUGAGCUGCUUUCCCCUUUCGCCCACCUGGAAAAGGAAUUAGGAGACGCCCCCUUCGAGAUCCGAUCCGACAAUAAUCGGUGUCCGUCGAAAGAAGAGGUGAAAGACAGCAUCGCCAGGCUGCUGAUGGACGUGGAGGACAGCCUAUCGAGACACGCCGCAUUGGACCUCAGACUGACGUUGAAGGAAGUAGCCGUGCAAACGGAUAACGAUCCGAUCACGGACGAGGCCCCCGAGUACGCUGCACGUCCCCCACCCUGCAAGAAGUUGGAGAUGAUCCCCGAUAUGAGCGUUUUUGACGAGAUUGACAAGCAUGCUGUAGAGGCUCCGGAAUCCACAAAGUCAUCCCUGAGGAACUUAGUCAACUAUUUGUGCGCUGCAGCAGAAAAUGAGCUCUUCAAAGUGAGAGCUUUCUUCAGAUGGAUAUCCAACAACAUAACAUACGAUUGGAAGUACAUGGAUGUUAAACUCGGGGCUGAUCAGGUUCUACAGAAUGGAGAAGGCGUCUGUAAAGAUUAUUGCAAAUUAUUUGGAGAAAUGUGCAAGCUGGCUAACAUCCGGGUUAAACGAGUACAUGGUUUUGCAAAAGGCUUCGACUACCGGCCCGGACAUCAGUUCCACCCAGGAGAAGAUAUCACGCAUGCGUGGAAUGCUGUCUUCAUAUUCGGAUCGUGGAGGCUAAUCGACAUCACUUGGGGAACAGGCUAUACGGACCAUACGGGUAAAUUUCAACGCAAACUCAACGAACACUUUUUCCUAACUGAUCCAGAAAUUCUGAUUUGGACACAUUUCCCAUACAGUGAAAUGGAAAGCAACUACUCCAGAUGGCAGCUGCUCGACAAGCCCCUCAAGCUGGACGAGUUCAACGCUUUGCCGAAAGUGACACCGUUCUUCUUCGAGUACAACAUCCGGAUCCGGUCCCGACCCCAGAACCCAAUCGUCUUCCGGGUCCAGACCGAGCUCAAACUCACGGCUCACAAGCCCACGCGCUACAAGUACAAGCUGUACUCGGUGGAGGACCGAGAGAAUGGCGCCCUCAACAACUACGUCUUCUGCCAACUCAAAGAAGACAGACUCCUGGGCUCCUUCGCAAUUUCGCCUCCCACGGAGGGCAUGUACUACUUUAAGGUGUACGCUCGUCCAGAGUGGCAGAUGUACGAAGACACGACCCUCAAGAACGUGGCCAUUUUCUUGUUGGAGUGUGUACGUGCCAAGAAGCACGUCCAGCCGUAUCCCGUGCACGACGUGCCCUGGGGCCCCGCCCAAUCGUUCUUCGACUUCAAGAUGAAGCUCGUGAACCAGAUCGGCCCCACCAUCGUCACCUGGGGAGGCAAGAGGAAGCUAGUUCUCGAAACUGCUUCGGCGAUGCUCAUCACGCAACAGCUCUUCGAUGUGAGCGGUAAGGAGAUGGACACCAGGGGAAGCAUCCAAAGGGAAGACUCCGAUGUCCGAAUCACCUUCACCAUCACUCCUCCAAGGAUCGGCUACUACAAGCUCCUCAUUUUCGGCAUGCCCAAGCCCAAGUUGAAAGGCAAGUGGCGACUGCCACUGUUGGCUUCCUUCCUAAUCGACUGCAAGUUGACCAAGAAUCCGGGAGAGGACGACCCUUACAACGCCAGCACGAAGAAGGACAGCAAGAAGAAGAAGAUGAGGAUACCAACGGUCAGAUGA
This is a messenger RNA of Uloborus diversus, 2484 nucleotides long. RefSeq names its product kyphoscoliosis peptidase-like. The record is from RefSeq and is a predicted model, not a curated record. The transcript is spliced from 11 exons. Lineage: Eukaryota; Metazoa; Arthropoda; Arachnida; Araneae; Uloboridae. Bases 139 to 2484 code for a protein of 781 amino acids.